AACAUGCCUUUCAGUUUGGGCUACUGGUUUACUUAAUCGACCCGCCCUCAGUCAGCCGGGUUUCUAUUUUGGCCCCUGUCCUCUGGACCAGCCGGGAUGGUUUGGAGAAGCAUUUAAAAGAACUGCCAAAGUGGCCCCCAAACAGCGGUCAAGAAUUACAAUAUACUUUUAUUUGGUAGUUGCUAGAGGCUUUCCCCCCUCUCCUUCCUGCCUCCUGAACUCCUCUUGCUUGUGAUAAUGGCCUUGGACUUGGACAACUUAUCGAUUUCCCCCUGUAAGAUGCUGUCUCAUUUGGUUGGGGGGGGCUCUGCAUGGUAAUGGACCGUGAGAGAGGCCAGGCCUUCUGGAGGUGAGCCGAUGGAGAUCUAUUCCCCAGACAUGUCUGAGGGGGCCCCCGAGAGGUCCUCCAGCCCCUCCACGCAGCUGAGUGCAGACCCGUCUCUGGAUGGGCUUCCGGCAGCAGAAGUCAUGCCAGAGACCCAGACUGAAGAUGGGAGAAGCUCCGGCCUCGUGGGCCUGGCGGUGCCCUGCUGCGUCUGCCUGGAAGCCGAGCGCCUGAGAGGUUGUCUCAACUCGGAGAAGAUCUGCAUUGUCCCCAUUCUGGCUUGCCUGGUCAGCCUCUGCCUCUGCAUUGCCGGCCUCAAGUGGGUCUUUGUGGACAAGAUAUUUGAGUAUGACUCCCCCACGCACCUUGACCCUGGGGGGUUAGGCCAGGACCCUAUUAUUUCUCUGGAUCCAACUGCUGCCUCAGCGGUGUGGGUAGCAUCUGAGGCACACACUUCACCUGUCUCUAGGGCUCAGUCUGAAACUGAGGUUCAAGUUACACUGCAAGUUGACAAUGCUCUUGUGUCCUCUGAACCUUCCGCGGUACCCACCCCGAAGAAUCGUGUUUUUGCUUUUUCUUUCUUGCCAUCCACUGCACCGUCUUUCCCUCCCCCCACUCGGAACCCCGAGGUGAGAACACCCAAGUCAGCAACUCAGCCACAAACAACAGAAACUAAUCUCCAAACUGCUCCUAAACUUUCUACAUCUACAUCUACCACCGGAACAAGCCAUCUUGUGAAAUGUGCAGAGAAGGAGAAAACUUUCUGUGUGAAUGGAGGCGAGUGCUUCAUGGUGAAAGACCUUUCAAACCCCUCAAGAUACUUGUGCAAGUGCCAACCUGGAUUCACUGGAGCAAGAUGUACUGAGAAUGUGCCCAUGAAAGUCCAAAACCAUGAAAAAGCAGAGGAGCUCUACCAGAAGAGGGUGCUGACCAUCACUGGCAUCUGCAUCGCCCUGCUAGUGGUCGGCAUCAUGUGUGUGGUGGCCUACUGCAAAACCAAGAAACAGCGGAAAAAGCUUCAUGACCGGCUUCGGCAGAGUCUUCGGUCCGAGCGCAACAACAUGGUCAACAUCGCCAACGGGCCUCACCACCCCAACCCGCCCCCCGAGAACGUGCAGCUGGUGAAUCAAUACGUAUCUAAAAAUGUCAUCUCUAGUGAGCAUAUUGUUGAAAGAGAAGUGGAGAUAUCUUUUUCCACCAGUCACUAUACCUCGACAACUCAUCAUUCCACUACUGUCACCCAGACUCCGAGUCACAGCUGGAGCAACGGACACACCGAAAGCAUCAUUUCUGAAAGCCACUCUGUAAUCAUGAUGUCAUCAGUAGAAAACAGUAGGCACAGCAGCCCAACUGGGGGCCCAAGAGGACGUCUUAAUGGCAUGGGAGGCCCUCGUGAAUGUAACAGCUUCCUCAGGCAUGCCAGAGAAACCCCUGACUCCUACCGAGACUCUCCUCAUAGCGAAAGACAUAACCUUAUAGCUGAGCUAAGGAGAAACAAGGCACACAGAUCCAAAUGCAUGCAGAUCCAGCUCUCAGCAACUCAUCUUAGAUCUUCCUCCAUUCCCCAUUUGGGCUUCAUUCUCUAAGACCCCUUGGCCUUUAGGAAGGUAUGUGUCAGCAAUGACCACCCCGGCUCGUAUGUCACCUGUAGAUUUCCACACGCCAAGCUCCCCCAAAUCGCCCCCUUCGGAAAUGUCUGCACCUGUGUCCAGCACGACGGUGUCCAUGCCCUCUAUGGCAGUCAGCCCCUUUGUGGAAGAAGAGAGACCUCUGCUUCUGGUGACACCACCACGGCUGCGGGAGAAGUAUGACCACCACCCUCAGCAAUUCAACUCCUUCCACCACAACCCCGCGCAUGAGAGCAGCAGCCUGCCCCCUAGCCCCUUGAGGAUAGUGGAGGAUGAGGAGUAUGAAACGACCCAGGAGUACGAGCCAGCUCAAGAGCCUGUUAAGAAACUCACCAACAGCCGGCGGGCCAAAAGAACCAAGCCCAAUGGCCACAUUGCCAACAGGUUGGAAAUGGACAGCAACACAAGCGCUGAGAGCAGUAACUCAGAGAGCGAAACAGAAGAUGAAAGAGUAGGUGAAGCCACCCCUUUUCUGGGCAUACAGAACCCCCUGGCAGCCAGUCUCGAGGCAGCACCUGCCUUCCGCCUGGCCGAGAGCAGGACUAACCCAGCAGGCCGCUUCUCGACACAGGAGGAUCUGCAGGCCAGGCUGUCUAGUGUAAUUGCUAACCAAGACCCUAUCGCUGUAUAAAAACCUAAAUAAACACAUAGAUACACCUGUAAAACUUUAUUUUAUAUAAUAAAGUAUUCCACCUUAAAUUAAACAAUUUAUUUUAUUUUAGCAGUUCUGCAAAUAGAAAACAGGAAAAAAAACUUUUAUAAAUUAAAUAUAUGUAUGUAAAAAUGUGUUAUGUGCCAUAUGUAGCAAUUUUUUACAGUAUUUCCAAAUGAGAAAGAUAUCAAUGGUGCCUUUAUGUUAUGUUAUGUCGAGAGCAAGUUUUGUACCGUUACCGUGAUUGCUUUUUCCACAGUAUUUCAGCAAAACCUCCCAUAUAUUCUGUUUUCGCUGGCUUCUUGUGCAUUGCAUUAUGAUGUUGACUGGAUGUAUGAUUUGCAAGACUUGCAACUGUUCCUCCGUUUGCUUAAAGUAGCACCCAAUCAGUACGUCUUGUAAUGGCACAUCCAUCCAAAUACUCUUCUCUUCUGUACGAAGUUUUCUUUUGCUUUCAGUCUAUGAAAUGAGUCGUGUCUACUCUGCCAGCCAAAGGUUUGCUUCACUGGGCUCUGAGAUAAUAGUAGAUCCAACAGCAUGCUACUAUUAAUUACAGCAGGAAACUGCAUUAAGUAAUGUUAAAUAUUAGGAAGAAAGUAAUAUUGUGAUUUUUUUUAAAAAAACUAUAUUAUUCAUCAGAAGACAGCCUGCUCUCACUAAGAGGAGCUAUCACUUAUUUUAUUUCAAUUUAUUUUUCUUAACAAAAAAGCAACAAUUUGGAGGGUAGGAGAGAAAAUGGGUUCUGGCUUGCUAUUAGGGUAAGACCAACACCUUAUCAGAGGACUCAAUGUCACUUUCUCUCUGGGGGAAUGACACAACAGCACAUCUAGUUGAAGAUCAAACCAGGGCUGGACAAGGUGCAAUCAUUCCUGACUUGCAUUUUCCACUGGUUUUGGAGCUAGUGAUUGGUUCUGUCUUCUUGGCUUGAAACAGACGUGCUAUGGCACAAACACCCCAGCUCCAACAGCACACUCAGCACUUGUCUGAAAUGCCUAGAGGGAAACGUGCCUGCUGUGCCUAGUGGUGACUGGUCAUCAUAGGGAAAUAGAGUGCCCAGAAGGAGGGAUUGAUAGAAGACACGGUGGAGGGCUGAUGUGCGGCAUGGGUUGCAAUUUGAAACAGUUGUGUUGACCACUCCUUUCUCCUCAUUAGUUUCCUCUUGCUUUUCAAUGUCGCCUUGAUUAGGUCAUGACUAUGCAUGGACAUUUUUGUCAGGAAUGGCCAACAUGCAUGUGAUUUGUGACUAGUAAGAACAUUCUGAGAGUGAUGCUUCAUCAGGCAAUGUCAAUAGUGUUGGAAAGAUUGCACCUUUCCCUGCAGAAACACGACCCCCUCCUGUGUACUGACCUCUUGAUUCCCACCCUGUAUCACCCAUUUCCUCCUUUGUUUUUGCUUUACUCUCACAAAACAGGACUAAGAUGGGUCUAAACUUUGCAUGUUCUCUUGGGAUUGUAAAUCCAAGGAGGGCCUAUAGGUAUUAACAUUUGAAAGAACUGCUAAUUCAGGAAAACAAUAGCUUUUUGUAAAAAUUGCAGGCCCCCAUUUUAUGACCUCCCUGAUACCUGCCAAAUCUGGCUGGAGCUUUACUGAGGUUCCAAGUAGACUCCUGGGAGCCAUGUGACAAAAUGGGAAACAGGUUAGCAAGGGGUCCAAAAUACCAGGCAUGAAGUCAACGAGAGUAACUGCUGCUUGUUGGCAGGAGAACUGAACCUAUUUCUUCACCAAAUUUCUAUGUUAAAGGUUAAGGGGAGAAGAUACAUGCAAGGAGGUCUUAGAAAAAAAAUGCAGGCUGGGCAUGAGUCACGUCAUUGAGCUCCUACAUGUUUCUACAAUCCACAGAGAUGCCUGAUUGAUUGCAGGUCUUUGAGGUUACUCUGAGUAUUUGAUAUCCCAGGCUGUCCUUCACUGUUCACAUACCACUUCCUCUGUGCCCAGCAGUGCCCUCAUCAGCUUGUUAAUCCACACGGAGGAGUCCCUGUCACGCUGCACAAGUUGCACUGAUUUCCCAGGUCUGUAGACAUGAGUAAGCUCAUGGCAGGAGGAAGAAGACAGUCAACCCAAAGAGGUUCUAUAAGUUAUUCUAAUAUUGCCUUUGAGUCAGUCUUGGACUAUUUCAAUAAAAAAUUCCUAUCGCAAAUUAAAACUACAACUUUUGCUUCUAAUUCUACAGACUUAGGAGUAUUCACAUGUCUCAUUCUGAAUAAUUUCAAGAAUAAAUAAAAUCUAUCGAGAGCAAUGAACAACAUGAAAAUUGUUGUAAAUUUUCAGGUUACAAAAUAUAUAUGAAAACUUAGGAUAAGAGGAAAGUUUCUUUCCAAUUUGAUUCUAGUCACUCACAGAGGGGGCGUUGUUCGGGACAGCAUUACCUGUAAAACAAGAGCUUCCCUUGAUAAGAAAGGCCAGCUGACUCCUCAGGGCUACCUGCUGCGGCCACCGGAUUUGUGUUCACAGGGACAUCUCUAUGAUGUUUAACUGCCACGUGGCUCUCAACCACCCACCCUGUUUAUAAACUCAGGCAGUGCUGUGGCCAUGCAAAGGAGGGUGAACCUAUGUUCCCAGCAAAUGAAAAGCUUCUGUGGGUUUUUGGGUAAUUGCCCAGAAGUUCCACAGCCACUCUGCCCCCUGGAAAUCAUAUCCUAAUGAGGGGAAUGCAGUGGAACAUAGUAUAUGCAAACUUCUUUUUCUCACUCGAGAUUCCUUUACUAUCCUACUCUCCCUUCUUGCCUGGUAUGACUUUUUUCCAAGAGUACCUGGACAGCCUCAUGCUUUCUACAAACUAACACUCUACCAGGGUGUAUGUGAAUGUGUUUCAGACACCAAUAUGCUGUAUCUUCCUUGUUUAAGUGUGACUGUCUUGAUACAGGUGGAGUUUAUCCAGGGUAACUUGCUCAGUAAUUAUUCCUAUUUUUUUCUGGCCUGGAGCUCACAUUGGUGAAAAUAAGGAAGGCUAGUUUUAUUAUUUAGCACUGGCUGCAUUCCACCAGCCACAGAGAUGAGAUUUCUAUCUACAAAGGCCCAUGAAACACUGCAGAGACAUGCAGGCAAAGGGAAAUGGCCACAUAUCAGAAGUUCUAUUAUAUAUUCUUUUGUAAAUACACCAUGUACAUUACUUAGAUGUUUUCCUAAAUCAUUUACUGUCUUUAUGAGUUAAUGUCAGAAUUUUUACUCUCUCAACUUACUGUAUAACAUUGUAAAUAACAUAAUGUCCUUUAUUAUUUAUAUUUAAGCAUCUAACAUAGAGUUGUUUUCAUAUAAGUUUAAGGUAAAUGUCAAAAAUAUAUGUUUUUUGUUUUUCUUCACUUUAAAAUUAUGUAUCUUUUUCUUUUUUUAAAGAAUAAUUUAUUGUUCAGGAGAAAGAAUGUAUAUGUAAUUGAAACUAUUUGAAGAAUGCACAUUUGAAAGCCGUGGGGGUACUGAUAAACUAAAGAAUUCCUUAUCCAAAAUACUAAGCAAUAAGUAAUUGUGAUUUAUUUAAAGUUUUGUUCAUUUUCCAUGAACGAAAUACUGCAAUAAAAAUGCCACUCUGUGGAGACCUGGGAGUGUUGCUCAGCAGACUAACGUUUCAGUCUGUUAGACCAGCACCUUUCGUGUUCCUGCGACAGAUGUUCUAAUAUAGGAAUGUGUUUCAUGGACCCCACAUCAUCUUGUCUGUGCUUUGCUUUGGCCUCACUGUCUAUUCUUGAGUCAUCUGCUGCCUAUUGAUUCUUCUUGACACUGUAUUCCUUGUUUAAGGGGCCACACCCAAGCAAUACGAUGUCUCCCCCCAACCCCCAUACACACAAUAACAUGUCAGAGAGGACAUUUUAGGCAUGAUCACUGGGUCUUGGUUGUUAACAUGUUCUGUAGUAACAGCAAGAAACUUCUUCAGACUAAUGGAAAUGUCAACAUGGCAACCCAUGCAGUCAUGAGAGGAAAACUUGUCAUUAUCAUUCAAAUAGUCUGAUGGCCACCAUGGCCUCAAAGCAGCCAGUCAGAACCUGGCCAUGCUAAGCUUCCUAUCGCUUCAGUCAAUUUAUUUUCCAUCAGGCUCUUAAUUUAAUGAUUCACUGUUUUAAGAGGAGAUAAGCCUAAAUUGGGCUCAUUACCCUUGUUCUAUCAAUAAGUUAAACUCAGUGUCCAUCUUACUCCUCAGGGAAGGGUGUAUGCAUGAGAAAUGUCCCAUAUCCUAAAACUGACAGAAAUGAGGAUAUUACUUUUCUUACUGAAAUUAGCCUAAACAAAAGCCAUAUUUUAACAAAUAGUUAUUUGCGUGGGUGGUACUUUUUAUAUAUUUCAAGCAUUUUACUCAGUAUUCCAAACAGGGUAAGGGCAAGAAGAGGUCAGCAAUCCUUUGGGGUACACAGUGGCCCCCUUUGAAGUCUGAUGAUACCUGAGGCUUCCCAUCAAUAUCACUUCCAUAUAUGCACAUGAUUCCUGUUACCUACCAACAGUUCCACUAGUGUCCUCGCCAAAACAGUCUGGAUGUCUAGAAGAGUCAGUGUGAUCUUUAUGCUAGUUUUAUUAUUUACAUUACUAAAUUUUCAAAACUAUUCAGAAACCUCGCAUUUGUGUCAACGGGAUUUACAUGCACACACACACACACACACACACACACACACACACAAAUGCUGAACACACACUAACCCAAAGCCACCACAUUCUUUCACCUAUUCAAUUAAGAAAAUCAAGGAUUGAGCAGAAUUUAAAAAUUAAAGAUGAAGGCAUUUUCCUAUGUCUUCAAAUUUAAGCUGAGGCUUUGACCAUCUCCCAGAUUGAAAACUACAAGCUGUCUUAGUGAUUUCUGUUAAAACUGGGUACCUAAGCUAUAAUUGAGACAGAUGCAUGUAUGGUGGAGGGAGGUAUGGAGAGAGUGAAGAUACACAUAUAGCCAAAUUAAAUAUCUGGAUAAUUGUUACUAUUCUCCAUUCACUUCAACCAUGUAGACUCUUGAAUGUCAAACUCAGGCCAGCUCUCCAAACUAGCAAAUGAUCUAUCUUUCCAAUGUAGUGUCUUCCCCAUCAUUUGAUUUCUUUGCUCUCUGUCCUGAUGAUGAAUGACAAGAGGACUCAAUGUCAAGGAUUUGGGGUUAAGAGAGGCAAUUCUGAAAUCUAGAGAUUUAGCAUGCUGUAAGGAAUGGGCGUUGUUUGGUCUCAUGUGAAUCAGUCUGCACUCCACCUUUGGCCAGCCCUCCCUGAAAUGGAUAGCAUGAAAUAAAUUUAUGAAAACUAUUAGUCCAAAUGAUUAAUUUGGUAGGAAAUAGAAAUGCUUUCAGUUUAUAAAAGACGGAACCAUCCUACUGCUACAAAAAGCAGCAAUAUUUCUAACCUUUCAGGCUGUUGUUGGUCAAUUAGCUGGGCCCAAUCCUCCAUGUUAUGCUCCUGUUGACAUCCUGAGACUGUGGUUGUUGUACCUCUCUGGUGAGCUGUUGGUUUUGCACUUCAGUGAGCUCCAAAAUAUCAUCCAUCAGGAAAAUAGGAAAGGACUUUGUUACCUGGAGGAAAACCAUCAUGAUCUACCUGAUUAUUUUAAGAACAGAGUAGGAGAAGGAGACCAGUAAUUCCUAAAGAGGAGACAAAAUGUGGCAAUGGUUCCACCCAGGAUCUUUUUCUAAGCCUUCCCCUUCAAACUGACUUAUUGAGACAAUUUGAUAGAGGAAACAACAUCCCUUCCCACCCCACAGCAUGCUGAAGAGGCUAGAGAAUUAUUUGUAGAUGUAAACAUCAUUUAUAGUUUGUAUAGAUUUGCUCAUAAGCAGAGAAAUAACCUGUUAAGUAUAAGUAACAUUUUAUCACAUUUUAUGACUUAAAACAUCCUUUAUCUCCUUUUCAUUCUCACUUUUGACCUUCUGGGAUAUUGAUAUGAUACAUGAUGAGGACAAUUUAGGCUCAGGGAAGUAAAAAUCUUUACUGAAGCUACACACAAGUGAGUUGCAGAGAUAAUAGUAAUAUCAAAGUUUUCUGACUACAAUUCUUAUUUCUACUGACCAUACUCCUCCCAACCCUCUGACCCAAGAACAAACAAGUCUUUCAUUUUUGAUUUUUCAUUACAUGGACAGUACAUGUUACAACCAAAACCAAGUUCCUAUUUGAAAGACAGUGAGCCCCUCUGACUUAGGUUUAGAGAUACUCUAGAACCCAAUUUGCUUGGCUCUAUGUACCUUUCCCUAAACAGAGCUUCCUAAGGAAAUGAAGUGUAGCCAUGGGAAUGAAUUCUCAGUCUCAAUAUGUAGGUAACACCUGCAGCAGAAAGAGUAUAGCACUUAGCAACUUUGUGAAUUUGCACGAUUUCCUUCUUCAAGCUUAUUUCCCGAUCUCUAACAUGGCAAUUCAAUGGACUUCACAAGGCUGGGAUGUGGUGACGAUAAAUUUAAGCACAUGUAAGGAAGCCAUAAAAUGUCCACCCCAUAGUGAUUUUCAAAUACUACCUUCUAUUGCUUUUUCCCUUCCAGAUUCUUAAGAUUUGGAACCUAAGUUUCUCAGUUCUAAAUGACAUACUCUACAUUGCACACACUGAUCAAAUAAACAUAUCAUUUCUCCAGUGUAGUAAGCAAAUAUGUGCAACAAGUAAAUUCCCUUUUAAUAAGAACUAUAUGUUGUACAGCAUAAUCACUAACCAGCAUUAAAGUUGCUGCUCAAUAACUUCAUGUAUUUUAUGUUUGCUUCUUGUGUAGCCAUACCAUUUUACAUGAAGUCUCUAAUUUCAGUGUCUUAUUCUAUUAAUGUUUCAUUAUAAUUCACAGAAAUUUACUAAAACAUAACUCUUUAUACAGUUUUCAUAAUUCCACCUUCAAACUUCAUUGCAAAUAUCUACUAAGACAAACAGACAAAAAGAUCCUAAAUAUAUAGGAUGCCUAUGCACACCAUUUGCCUUAGUUUGCACCCAGAAUGUUUAGACAUAUUUCAUUUUUUAAACUGUAGUCCAAAGGCCCAGCAAAAGGUCUGCCUGCAGGGCAACAACAUCAGAGGAGUUAAGUCUCAGAUUAAUUCCUAAAUGUAAGUAACCACUUGGUUUGUAGAUGUUUCUCAGCCACUCCCAUUACCCAACCAAAAGUUCUUAAGGUUCUACUCACUCUUCAUUCUAUGCAUAAAACAGAAUUCUUGUCUUGGGUCCAAAGCAAUUAAUAAUUUAUAGAUUUAAGUUUGUUUGAUUCAAUCCUUUAAAACUUUAUUCUCCAUCAAGGGUGGCAGGUGACUUGGUCUUAUGAUAUAUAUCACCAGGCUCAUGGCAUAGACAUUGUUAAUAGUAAGAGAGUCUCAUAUAAUUGUCCACAUAGCAUCCUUCAUUUAAAUAAAAAUGUAUUGCAUU
This is a messenger RNA of Myotis davidii, 9889 nucleotides long. RefSeq names its product neuregulin 1 (gene NRG1). Gene Ontology annotation, molecular function: chemorepellent activity; protein tyrosine kinase activator activity. Lineage: Eukaryota; Metazoa; Chordata; Mammalia; Chiroptera; Vespertilionidae. Gene Ontology annotation, biological process: animal organ development; cell differentiation; nervous system development. The record is from RefSeq and is a predicted model, not a curated record. The coding region runs from base 358 to 1911 and encodes 517 amino acids. The transcript is spliced from 9 exons.